GUAGCUAUAUAAGGAGCAACACGUGGCGUUUGCGCUAUCCAGUCCUGAUACCUCUAAAAGACACACGGAUCUCAAGAUGUUGCCAAACGUUCUGUGUGCCGUCCUGCUCAUGACGUCGUUUGCAAAUGCAAACGAAUUAGAUUCCACCACUUUGGAGGGGUUCCAGUCCGCAAUUUAUGGAAAAAUCAUGGCACAUUUAGAUGCCGAGUACCAACUCCUUCAGCCCGCCAUUGCGCAACAAAACCAGAGCAUGGAACAGUGUAGGUGUCUGAUCAGCGCAGCUCAGGAGACGUGUAAAACCUGUGCUAGCGGUCGUUGCCAAGGGGACUUCGGGGACUGGAUCAUGGGUGGCUUUGGUGAGAUGGCUGGUUGGUUUAAGGGUGCUGGCAACAGUUUCGUCGGCUGGCAAGGCUGGCAGGACCUUGGUGGCUUCUUUGGUGAUAUUGGUAAUUGGUUCGGAGGUGCCGGAAAUAGCUUCGUCAACUGGAAGGGCUUUGAUGAUAUGAAGAACUUUUUCGGCGGCAUCGGCAAUGCAUUUUCAAGCGGAUUCAACACUGUUUCAAACACAUUGGGCAACUGGGGCAAUUCUAUUGGCAGUGGACUGAGCAGUUUUGGCAACACUUUGGGCAGUGAAUUAAGCAAUUUUGGAAACUCAUUUAGCAGCGGGUUGUCCAGUAAGUAUUAUGGUUGUAUUAUUAUGUUUUAUUACGUGACGGGUUUGAUAUAGGUCAAAAUACGAAACUAAAUUUUGACUGUUUUU
Mercenaria mercenaria is the source of this 760-nucleotide messenger RNA. RefSeq names its product heterogeneous nuclear ribonucleoprotein A3 homolog 1-like. NCBI's taxonomy places the organism in Eukaryota, Metazoa, Mollusca, Bivalvia, Venerida, Veneridae. The record is from RefSeq and is a predicted model, not a curated record. The coding region runs from base 77 to 727 and encodes 216 amino acids. The transcript is spliced from 7 exons.